Pocillopora verrucosa is the source of this 17707-nucleotide messenger RNA. RefSeq lists its product as uncharacterized. Gene Ontology annotation, molecular function: cadherin binding; carbohydrate binding; protein tyrosine phosphatase activity. NCBI's taxonomy places the organism in Eukaryota, Metazoa, Cnidaria, Anthozoa, Scleractinia, Pocilloporidae. The record is from RefSeq and is a predicted model, not a curated record. Gene Ontology annotation, cellular component: catenin complex; adherens junction; plasma membrane. Gene Ontology annotation, biological process: polysaccharide catabolic process; homophilic cell-cell adhesion; cell-cell junction assembly.
ACAUUUCGACUGAGUGUACUGUAUCCAAAACAGGGCGAUUGCAAACUAGAAGCAGUACUACGGGACGUGAAGGAUCUGUUAUGUACGUAGGUAAACGCUGCUAAACUCAGCUGAGCUGAAAGUGGUCUGCAGAAUGCUGCUUCUGAGCCAGAUUUUCCUCUGUCUGCUGUCAACUUAGCUGGUGUGGUGCGACUAGGUGAAGCCGUUAUGACUGCUGACAGUUAAUGAUGGUUUUGCCUUCUUUGAUUUCUACAGCCCGGCUGCAUAAACUGACCUGCAUGUGAACUCGAUCGGACAUCAAUAACGGUGAAUAGGUUUUAAAGAUGCUCUCCAGUGGUGUGUUGCAGGUAUUACUUAUUGCGGGUGUUUUAAUUCAACAAGGUGCUUCGCUCGCUUUUGCACAAACAAAUUUCGCACUUUAUCAAGAAGCGAUUGUUUCGGCAAACGAUACUUGUGGUUUGCAAGGAAAUGAUGAAUUCUGUUUAGCUGUUGAUCGUUUCCAUCGUUGUCAGAAGUUUGAUUAUUGUGAAGCCGAUUGUCCAUUCGGGAGAAAUGAACCAGUUAGCCUGGAUAUUGUUGCUACGGGAAUGUUUCACGGCCAAGUAAUGUUUACAAAUCAUACAAGUGGAGCUUGCCAGGGACAAGAAUUGACAACUGUUCAGUUCAAUGGCACCAAUGGUUUUAUUUCCAAGUCAACAGAGUUUUUGCUGAUAUUUGGGGAAUCUGAAGGAAUGACACUAACCAUCCAUCUGAGCCAAUACCCAGGGGACCAAGGCAAAAUCAUAAGCAAAGAGGACAACAGUAGUAUACUAUUUGCAGUGUCGGCAGACAGCAAAACUGACCAUGAGAUAGUUCUAGAAUAUAUGAAUGCAAGUGGUUUAAGUAGCAGUUUGCACUUCAACAACAGUCUAGCAGAUGGAAAAUGUCAUCACAUUGCAGUGGUACUCUUUGGUUCUGUUAUACAACUGUACAUGGAUAAAAGGCUUGUUGCUGAAGAGAUCACUUAUAAAAAUAUUUGGAACAGAAGUGGAAUUAUCCUCUUAGGGGGGAGAGCAAAUGCUUCACAAGAUGAUUACUUUAAAGGAGAGCUUGGUUCUCAUCUUCAUAUGGGACCACUCCUUCCUUUAGAAAUCAAGACAGAUGCUUCACAGCAAACCCCACAGAAGCCCCGCCUAGCAGGACAUUGUAGAUGUAAUGUGGACUACCCAAUGGUGUCUUUGGACCCAGAUGGUCUUUAUUGUGUCAAUCCGAAAAGCAACAUUACAGUGAGGCGUGUAAGUAACCAGGCACACUUGGAAGGCAUGGGUAAUGAUGGAAACCUUAGUACAUGGUGGCAGUCCAAGAGAACAAGAGUUCCACUUAAUUUUACAGUCAGCCUUGGUGGUGUGAAACAAGUCUUAGUUGUGAAAAUAUCAUUCAAAUGGUGGCCACCAAGGGAUAUGGUUCUUUCUAAAUCUGCCGACUAUGGGGAAACAUGGGUACCACUGCAAUACUUUUCCCAAGACUGUCAAUCAACUUUUAAUAUGGAAGCUGGAGGGAGACUGGACUCUCCUGACAGUGCUAAUUGUGUCGAAAGAUUUUCACACCCAGUCCCCGACGAGAUUGUAACGUUUUAUUUACUUCAGUCUUCAAGGCCAGCAUCAAAUAGUUUUGAAACAAAUCUAACUCUUCAGGUUUUUUCAUUUGCCACUCAUGUUAGAUUGACAAUGAUGUCAUUUUUGGGAAAUUCAGCAGAAAAAACAGAUUAUUUUGCAGUUUCUGAACUUGAAGUCUUUGGAAGAAAUUGCUCUUGUCCUUUGCCGGUGAAAAGUUCCUGUGUUUGUGAUGGCGCCAUUACCAGACCGCCAAACUGCAGUGAAACUCUGAUAUUUGACAACCACUACUACAUGAGGAGUAUCUUUGAUCAAACGCCACUUGGGGUACCAAUACUGCAAGUUCACGCCAGAAGUCCAUGCUCGGGUUAUCUUCCAUUAUCCUACUUCAUAAUAGAGAGAAAUGACUCGCGGUUCUUUCAAAUUGAAAACACAACAGGAGUUUUUAAACUUCAAACUUAUGUUGCCUUGGACAGUACAUUCCGCUUUCUUGUUGGAGCCCAACUUCAAGGCGGCGCAAAACAUCAAGUCAACAGUUCGAAAACAAUUGUAUUAAUCAAGGUUAUAACUCGCACCACCUUAGACUCGCGGACUGUAGUGAAUUUUGAAACACAGAAAUUAGGUUAUCUUCAAGGGAGGACGUCAAAUCGCGCGCUGCAGCUUGGUUUCUUCUUAAAUGGUUAUCCAGGAAGUAAAGGAAGUGUUCGCGCUUUUGUUGGAAAAGUGAGUGCAGAAGCAAAUUAUUCGACAACGCGAGAACCAGCGACUCAUGUAAAGGCUAUACUGGUCAGCGCGAAUGUGUAUUGGGACAGGCCUGUGGUGCGUGUUAUUGCGCAGGUGCAGGACUCCUCAUUUAAUGUUCGCACAUUGGUGGAUAAAAGUGAAGUUGUUGUCAAAGUUGAGCCCAGUGCUAAGCUGUUAGCCAUCAAUGGAAGCCUCUUACAAUCGAUCGCAAAGCCAAGUGGAUCUACGGGAAUUACCGAGAUACAAGUUCCCUUACCUUCGAAAUGGUUCUCAGACCCCUCUCUUGUUGAUCCUGAAGUUCUUACCAUCACGUACCGUCUGCGUAACUCUUUUGAGUCUCCCACGUUUCUAGGUAACGUCACAGUUCAUCCAGGAAGCAAAACGCAGUUGUUUUCAAAUGACGUAUACGGUAUACUUCCUUUUGACACGGUGUUAGUAGGCGGGGUAUUCAGCUUUUCAAUUUACUGUGACUCAUCCUAUGCUGUAGCCUCGUUUGGAGUAAGGAUAGUGACUGGUCCGUCACUUGUCAUCACUGGAGCACAAGUUGAUAGUCAGCGCUGGGCCCAUGUUACUGUCAAUCGCAGCUCUUUUGAAUGGUUUGUGAGUGCCACACUAACUGAUCCUGAGGCAGCUCCUCAGGGAUUCGUCAAAAAAGCGAAACUUGUCAGCUUUGAUGUCAAGGUACAGGACACAGCUGUUGUUAAUACAAGCGCAACAGUUACUGCCGAGCUGACUUACCUCAGUAAUAUCAACAACGAGGAAGUUCAGAUCGGUGGCCAACUACAUCCAGUCAUGGUGGCCAUGCUCGAUGGUUUCAACCAAUCUCGACACACGACAGGGAUGAUACGACUUUCUGCUAAUAGUGUCAAGGAACUAAGAGCAUACUCUGAGUCCGCUGAUUUAGUAAACACAGCUGUCAUCGAUGGACGGAUCGUGACAGCGAAUAUCACAAUUUUGGCUAUUCAAAGAUCGGGUGAUGUCAUCCUGCUUCCAGAAGCAAAUUGCACGAGUUUAUCAGAAGCUGUGCAAGUAACUAAGAACUGUUCAAACUUGUUUCUUAACGGUAGCGAGCCCAGAGGAUCAGCAGAAGCACAAGUUAAAGUCCAAUUUGGUCAAAUAAACACCAUCAUAUCAGUUCGUGUAUGGUUCCCUGUUCUGCCACUGAAGCUGACUUUGCCUCACACGGAGCUCGCAGAAGUCUCUGGUUGGUUGGAAUUCAAUGCAAAUAGCGGUAAAUGUGAUCAGCGAUAUCAAUGGACUGGAGUCGAGUCUGAAGCCCAGUUCACUUACGAUAAAGUCCACUUUGAAAACAUAUCGACGACAAGUUUAGUUCGUGAUCUUCUCAAAAGUCUGAAUGAGUCUGUAGCGACUGUGGACAACUUCGGAAACGUGUACGGAAUGUCCCCCGGUCAAACUGUCAUCAGAGCCGUAAAUCCGCUGACCAGUAAUUUCCUAGCUAGUACUGAAAUCAAGGUGACCUCAUCAAGGCGAGUCGCUGUUCAACUGAUCGACAUUGUCAUGGUAACCAAUCUAAGUGUCAUCAUUCCUGACCCGCCUUAUCCGAGAUUGUCAACACAAACGGCGGAGGCAUUUGUUCACCAAGAUCUGCGUCGUGAUUACACAAGUGGUGCGCUCGUCGCUUGCGUCACUUUUAACGAUGGUAGACGACAAAAACUGAACUCUGCACUCGGCCUUCAGUUCAAGUCACUUCAAAUCCACGUACUCAGAAUCACUGGCCAAUCAGAAGCAGUGUCUGUCGGAUCUGGGUCUGGAAUUCUUCAAGCUGAUUGGUUCUUGCCUCCCAGCCGUUGUUAUCCAAAUGGAUUUAGCCUUGGAGUGGGCUAUGAAGUGACCAAUGUAAGUUUGUCACCUCCAGUGAGACUUGAAGUAAACGGCGUCAGUCCACAGAUCACUUUCCCCGGAGACAAGUCCACUGUAGCAGGGAUACCAACAUCAAGUCCCAUAUCAGUGACCUUGGUGUUUGAGAACGAUUAUCGAGUGGACAUGAGCUCUGACUCGAGGACUGUGUAUGACUUGAGCAAGUCUGAAGGUUUUUUCAGUGUACAGCGUGGUCAUAACAACACUCCUAUCAUUACACCAAACUCACGAGGCAAGUCCGGCAAAAAGGAUCUCGUAGUACGUUUUACUCAUUUCUCAGUCACGAGUUCUGUUUCAAUCAACAUCGUGACCUACACAGCUCUGGUAUUACUUGCCAAGCCCUACCCACCCUAUCCUGGAGCUCCUCACAUCGAUUCGCUCAGCCGUAUCGCUAAUACAAACGCGCACGAAAUGGCGUCACUGAGCCUAGUAAUGGUUUUGAGUGAUUCUUCAAACUAUGACAUCACAGGACACGAAGUGACGUCAUUUUCAUCCAGAUCUUCAGACGUGAUUGUCGGACAAAAGGCUGCAAACCGCGUAACAGUCAAGUCUGGUGCAACGCCAAGCUUUGCUGUUCUCGAUGGAAACUUUGGUAAUGUGGACACUACAAAUCUCGGCAUAUUUAUUAAGAGCUCUUCAGUGACUGUGACAAACAUUACUAACUUUGUGUUACUCCCUGAUAACAACCAAACUUUGUCAGGAGUGGAGAAUUCCCUUGUGGCACAAGUGCAACUGUCAUUGACAUUUGACAAUGGAAGACUCGUCCCGCAGUUUUAUGACGGGGGCGUUGCUUUAUUCUCAGGGUUAAUAUCUCUGACAAGUGAAAAUGAUAAUAUUUUCACUGUAGACUCUUUAACAGGUCAAAUUACUCUUAGACGUAACUAUCAUCGAACACUCUCUCUGACUGCAACUGCCGCAGUUUCUCUGAUUACAUCCAGCUUGACGAUGGCUUGUAAUCUUUUGCCGGCCGUUGGUGACGUCGAUCUUGGUGAAGAAAGCGGAUUGCCGUUACCCCCAAGAUAUGUCGGAUCAUCGGUUCAAUUUCAAGUUCGUUUGAACGCUGGGGAAAGGCGUGGCGUCCAGAAGAUCGAUCUAACUCUCACUUAUGACUACUCAAAGCUUGCUGUGAUGUAUGUAAGAAAAGGAAGUGUAUGGAAUACCUGUGUAUCUGACUUGGACACCUUGGGACAAAUUUCCUUGGACUGUUUGAGUAACUCGCCCUUGAAUGGCAUUGUCAGGGUAGCGGACAUUACUUUCAAUGCCACCAGCUCGGGUUUGGCUUCAAUUCUAGGCUCUGUAAUCACGGAUACCUAUGGCUUGUCUUCACUUGUAGCUGGAACCGUCGAUCAGGAAGUUAUGGGAACCGGAAAAAGAAGACGACGUAGUGUUCAUGAUCAGGAGAGGCAAGACCUGCUUGAUUUUCGUAAAGAGCGCUUGCGUAGAGCUGUUCCGUGUGCUGCUCCGACUUGCCAAUGCGACAAGCUACUCCUCCCUGGUGAUGUCAACAGAGAUUGUCUGUUUGACCUCGGAGAUGUCAUCUUUGUUCUCAGAUAUUAUUCUUUCUCCAUCUUUAAUUUCUCAGACGCAACAGGGAUUAUAUUCCGCCAAUCACUGUCCUCCAAUCAAACCCGUGAUAUUGAUGUUGACAGGAACAGUGCCGUGAACCCGGCCGACGCGUUUUAUCUUGUAAGAGCCUUUCUUGGUUUAGUUCGCUUUGUUUCCUCAGUAAGUGUAAUACCUGUUCAGGUUCUUAGCUCUGAUUGUCAGCUGUCACUCAGUGUCACUCUAACAUCAAAGAAUGGCCCCGCCUCAGAUGCCAACACAGUUGUUUUCUUCGACAUCACUUACAGAGGAAAUGCUGUCAAUUUCGCUGGGACUCGAGGAACUCAAAGAGGUGUAGGUAUCCAUGGAAAUCUCAUCCGGGGAGUUAGCAGAGGAAAUGGAAGUUUUGGCGUCCAGGCUGCCUUUGAACUCGUUCAAAACAGUAUUGGUUUUAGUGUUUUCCACGUAACCAUUGACAACAGUAACCAAACAAGUUUAACGCGAACGGCCGUCUUGCUUGGUAAUCCACACCCGCCAUAUUUGUUUCUUUUUAGAUUGUCUGUAGACCUACCGGUUGGCAGUCAAACUAUCAGCGUUAACACGAACAACAACUUCAAUCCUUUUGUCGUAUUCGAUAAUACAUUGACCUCGGCGGAUUGCACGAACAACUUCGCGCCACAAUUUGAAACGAUCUUCUACCACGCCAAUGUCUCGGAAAAUGCAACUGUGAAUGCCUCGUUUAUUACCGUCAAUGCCACAGAUCUUGAUCAAGGGAAAAGUGGCAGAGUCUUCUACAGCCUUGUCAGCGCUGAAGCGCUUCCUUUUAUGAUAAACUCAACCUCAGGUGUCCUUCGCGUUGCGUGUUGUCUGAACAGAGAAGAGAAAGCCUGGUACAAUCUGACAGUUAGAGCUACAGAUGGAGGGGGUGUGGGUCGGGAAAAAUUUGCCGAUGCGUUUGUGGUCGUUUUUAUCAUUGACGUGAAUGACAACGCUCCGGUUGUCAAUCAAAUUGUACCGAGUCGUGUGAUCAAGAUCUCUGAGAAUGCUGUUUUAGGUGUUUCGCUGGCCAGAGUCGUUGGAUCUGAUGAAGACAUUGGGGAAAACGCUCGAAUAAGUUACAGUUUUAUUGAGAACUCUUCUUCAAAUCAAACCUUUCUCAUUAAUGCAACAACGGGUGUAAUAACGUUAAAGAGUUCCUUGCAAGGAAAAGUUGGUCAUAUCUUAAAGAUUUUAGUGCUCAUUUCAGAUCAUGGUAAUCCAGUGUUGACUACAAACACAACAGUGGAAUUUCGUGUCACUUACGCUUCUGAUGUGGAAAUAUUUUUUGUUUCCCAAUUAUAUGCGGUAAACUUGACAGAAAACAGCGCGAUGAAUUCGAGCGUUCUCGAAGUUAAGGCUUAUGUUCCCGGACUUCCCGGUGCUGAUAUUUUUUAUUUACUGAGCAGGAACGUCGCAUUUAAAAUCGAUUCAUUAAAUGGUACGAUAUUGGUGAAUUCCACAAUUGAUAGGGAAACUAAUGAGGUUUUUUCACUGACUGUGACUGCGAAAUAUGGACACAAUAUCAGUACCAAUGCCACGGUAAAUAUCACUAUUUUAGAUGAAAACGACAAUCCUCCCGUAACAGAUCCUGUCCCACUUCAGGUCAUUCCUUACAAUUUGCCAGUGGGUAACGAAAUAUGUCGGGUCAAUGCAUCGGACAGAGACAGAGGAUAUAAUGCUGUUCUUAAAUUCAGUCUUCUUGGAGACAACUUAAGUCUCUUCCUCAUCGACGGAGAAAAUGGCGUGAUCUUCUUAAACUCUGCAUUGACUGAUCUCAAGGACAGUUUCAUGCAACUGUUCGUUGAAAUUUCAGAUUCCGGCGAACCUUCACUUACAAGUAACUUGACAGUCAACAUUUCAAUCAUGUUUCCACCUCUGUUUUCUGAUAAUGUCGUCAGCAUUAAUGUGUCUGAAGAUAUUUCAAUAGGCGAGCAAGUGUACACAUUUGUCCCAAUCAACAUUACUGGGCAAGACUUCAGUACAUAUUUUAUUAUUGGAGAUGGAAAUUAUGGACAAAAAUUCUCCAUUAGUAAUGUCAGCGGAGAGAUAGUUGUUCAAGACUAUUUGGACAGGGAAGAAAUAUCUUUGUAUGGUUUAGCCAUUUAUGCCUCAAACCGAGCGGUCGAAUACUUCGCGGAAAUAAAAACAACAAAUCUGCUACUCAAUGUCACCGUUCUUGACAUAAAUGACAAUGCGCCUUACUUAGAAUCGAUUCAGCCCAUUGCAAUAAGGAAUACUGCCCAUGUGGGAUACACAUUGUUGCGUGUGAACGCCACCGAUCCUGACCAAGGCCUUAAUGCGCAGCUGCAGUACAAAAUCACUUCCGGUAACGAAUUGAACAAAUUUGUUAUUAACCAGCUUGGUGUCCUUCAGCUCAACAGUUCCCUUCUCUAUACUACUGUUCCUUUCUUCUCUCUUGCUGUGAAUGUUUCCGAUCAUGGUUCUCCCAUGCUGUUCAAUACGACUGUAAUAAGCGUGACAGUUGAAGAUGACCGCGGUCCGCCUCAUCUUAAUCAAACGUUCUAUAAUGUCUCCUUGUAUGAAGACAGGCCUCCUGGGAGUCAAGUCGUUUCUGGUUUUGCUACCGACCCAAAUGGAGAUAGAAUUUUUUAUAAUAUAUCUUCAACAUUCAUGAACAUUACUUCUGUCUUCAGGGUGAAUUUAUUCACAGGAAUCAUAACAACAGCAAGGGAGCUUGAUAGAGAGGUCAUGGACACUUACAAGUUUGAAAUUAUUGCUUAUAAAUACUCGCCGUUAACAGGGCAGCUAUAUACAGAUAAUGCUACAAUAUGUGUGCGCGUUAUGGAUGUUAAUGACGUACGUCCUCACUUUUCAAAAGAAGUUUACACGUUGGAGUUUGACGAGGAAAACCCUCCCGGGGCGGUGUUGAUGACAAUCAAUGCUAACGAUAGUGAUCAGGGAGUGAAUUCUCGUCUGUCGUAUAGCAUUAUUUCAGGAAACGAUAGUAUAAUCAGCAUAAACAGCUCUACUGGCGAGAUAAUCGUGUUGAUAUCUCUUGACUUCGAGAAAGUUCGGCAAUUGAAUUUAACCGUGCAAGCUAAGGAUCUUGGGACACCACCUCUUGAAGCCAACGUGUCCGUUGUUAUCAACAUUAGAGACAUUAAUGAUAAUCCUCCUAUUAUUAAAGGUAACUUUUCGGGAAGGCUGACGUUACUGGAAAGCGUGCAGCAGGGAACAUUUGUGAUCAAAAUCAAUGCCACAGAUGCAGAUAGUGGGCAAAAUUCGAAUCUUUCCUUCUCAAUCUUGGAUGGAAAUUUGAAUGGUGCGUUCAACAUAAACCCAACGAUUGGCUUCAUCACAACAGCUACAUGGCUGGAUUAUGAGAAGAUACAGAUUUACGCAUUAAAUGUGACCGUACACGACCAAGGGACCCCUCCACUGUCAAGCAGUAUUUUGGUUAAAAUCCAAGUGAUUGACGUGAAUGACAUGACACCUGUUAUUAAUCCGCUGUCUCCUUUGUAUGUCAGGGAGAGCGUACCAGUUGGUACGAUGAUUGCACAAGUAAACGCCACCGACGGUGACUCGGGGACAAAUGCGGUUCUCAACUACACUAUAGUUUCGGGUAACAAGGCCGCCAUCUUUGCUAUCAACGAGGAAAAUGGAGUUAUAACUACAGCACAUGCGCUGGAUCAUGAAAAUGUUUCUCUGUAUACUUUAAACAUCUCAGUCACUGACAGAGGAAUCCCACCUCAGUCGUCCGACACUCGAGUUAUGAUUCAUGUUGUCGAUGUAAACGAUCACCGUCCAAUAUUCACUCAAGAGAGUUACCAAACCAGUGCCUACGAGAACUUAACAGUUAAUUCAACUGUUCUGCGUGUACAUGCAAGAGAUUUAGACCUAAGUUCCGCAGGCGGAAUCAUUUACAGCAUUCAUAAAAGCAGCGAUAACGAAACGUUUGUGAUAGAUGACUCGACAGGAGAAAUCAAACUUAUAAAGUCGUUAGAUUUUGAGGAAACGAAGAAGUAUUAUCUUGUUGUUAAGGCAACCGACACAUUUCUUCCUAACAAUUCGCUCACCAUUAUUGGUACCGUGAGUUCAUCAGUCUCUUUCUUCAGCCUCGCAAACGUCACUCUAUCUGUGUUAGACGUGAAUGACAAUCCUCCUGUAUUUACGAAAAGUUUUUAUUUCGUUUUAAUCUCGGAGAACCUGCAGGCGGAUUCAGUUGUUGCUCAAGUUAACGCAACCGAUGAAGAUUCAGGAAAGAAUGCAGAGGUUAUUUAUGAAAUACUGUCAUCUGAUCAGGCCUCACAGCUAUUCGUUAUUGACUCCUUAACCGGCAAAGUGAAAACUAUAUCAUCUCUAAGAGAUGCAAAUUAUUUGACCUUAAACUUAUCGGUAUUUGCUUUGAACAUGGGCUCACCGUCCUUGAACAACACCGCUCUACUUCAAGUACAUGUUAACUACAAUGUUACGUUCAAGUACAACGAGACACAUCCUUUCACUUAUGCCAUUCGGGGUGCGUUUCAGGUCGAGCCUGUGGUCAUGUUGAGCAACGUUCUUGCUGAGACUAGCCUUGGCUUAUUUUCUGAGUUGUCAGGUGAAUUGGAGGUCCACAGAGGGAGCAUUCAUUACGUAAGUACGUUCAAAGUGUUGGGAGAACUCGCUUUAUACCUGCGAGCAAUUGUUGUCAGCGGUUCGCCUGACUAUCAGGUCAUACGUGUAGCCAUACAGGUAUCUGAUCGGAACUUUAAUGUUAGAACCGCACCAACUGAAGUACAUUUCAGGCUUAUUAACCUAGAUACUUACUCAGAGGAAAACACCAGCUGUAUACCGUCAGCCAAUACUGGAAUAUGUGUUGGAAGUUUGCACAUCCCUCCGGAAUGGCUCAACACCAGUGCAUCUUCUCACAAAGCUUUGAUGGAAUAUGGUCUGUCUCUUUCUAGUAUGACAAAGCUAAAGCAGUUUGAUCUCAGGAAAAGACAAGUGCCUCAAGUUGAGCAAAACUUUGUUAUUAUGGCACCGUUACAUUUAUUACAUGUGGGUGAUUCAUUUGUUCUUAAGGUGUACGCUCAGUAUACCAAACACGUGCAGUUCUUUACUUUGAUCUUCACGUUGUCGUCUGGUUUAAAGAUCACAGAAGUGCAGGCCUCCUCUUCGUGGAGAAUUCAUUCUACUUUUAAUGGUGCAAACGAAUUCGUGGUAUUUGGUGCUAGAAAGAAUAGUUACGGCCAUGAAACAACCUCUACCACCUUGUUCUUUACUAUCGAAGCAGAGAUCGCAGAAAAUGCCAUAUCAUCGAGUCCAGAAUACAUGGAAUGUGUUGUGAGGCACGUUAGUGAUCAGGGAGGUAAUCAGCUCAUUUCUGUGCCGGUGGGUGCUAUUUUCGAAGACGGAUUCGGAAGAAGUAAAAAAGGAGUUUUCGUUGUUGCUGAAGAUGACUUUGCAGCGCUUUUUGUCGUCUCUGAUUUGUCAGUUAUUGUAAACACUGCCGUUCUGAAUGGAAAGCGGGUUGAAGUUCCACUGACGGUUCUUGGGGUAACUGUGAAAGGACGAGUUUUGAAUGUGACAAGUGUUGCUUGUAGAAGUCUUGAUGUAGCUGUUUUAAAAGUUUCAAAAGACUGUUCCAGUGUUUAUGUAAACGGAAAUGAAACGCAAGGAUCAUCCUCAGCCAUUGUCGAGUUUUAUUACAAGAAUCUCUCCGCAAAAUCUAUUUUCGUUGUCUGGGCACCUACUAUUCCUGUUACGUUGGAUGUUAAACCAGCUAAGUUGAAGAGAAUACGUGACUGGUACGAUCCCAGUGACUCGUGCAAGUCACGCUAUCAACAUGCGCGCUUAACAGUUACGGCGAAUUUUUCAAACGGGAAGCAGUUCUUCGCUGGAGUUGAUGUCACACAGCACGUUAAAGACAACUUGCGAAGUUCAAACAACAGUGUAGCUGAGCUUGUUGGUUUAAAUGUUCAUGGAAAAAGUGUCGGCAAGGUUACCAUUAGAGUUUUUAACUAUCUACUGGGUCGUACGUUCGGGGACGUAGAUGUGGAAGUUCAUAAUGAAGACACCAGAAUAUAUGUUCUGGACGCAGUCAUUGCUACACGGGUUUUAGGUGUUUUUCCAAAGUUGUUAAACAGCUCCUUACGGCAUCCUUUAAGCUUAAGCAUGGAUCAAAGGUUUUUACUUCCACAGGAUAAAGGUUCAGUUAUAUUGUCAGUACAAUAUAGUGACGGGGUUGUGAACACGUUUCAAAGCCUAGAGGGCUUCAUCAUCAACUCUUCAAACAACAGUCUGGUCACGGUAGAAGGUAACCGUAUAACAGCGGUUGAUAAUAGUAGCGGUAAUGUACUUCAUGUCAUCGCAGACUCCGGUCAUUGCUCACAGAGACCAACCAUUAGUUUACGUGCAAACCUCGAUGUAAUCUUCCAGGAACCCAGAGCAGUUCUUGUCAUUUUGAGCUCCAACGAGAUAACUCCACGCGGGGAUCCUGCAGAGGUGCUUAAGGUUCCUUUAUAUGCAGAGGUAAGAGUGACUCUUGUUUACAACAUCAGUUGUCAUGACCACCGCGUGGAUGUUUCAAACGACAAUCGGACAAUUUACUCCAUAGAAAGUAAUGGUGACUUGGUAAGCUUGGCUAAAACAGAUCGCGCUGUCACUGUGGCUGCCUCUGGUGGUGGUUUUGGUCGAGUCCAUAUUUCCAUCAAGUUCGCACAUGUUCAGUCAAAUGUUCAAGUCACAAUUAAUGUCAUUGGUGCCCAAAAGCUCGAAGGUUUCGCGAGUCCGCACCCAUUUUUUAACUCUUCAACAGUUGUUAACGUUACUCAGUUGAAUCCGAUCGGAAACUCGGGAGAGUACCAACGAGUCAGAUUAAACUUGAAUCUUAGGCUAACAAACGGAACAUCAAGUGACAUCACAAUAAACAAGAGAACAGGAUUUAAGGUUGUAUCAGCCCAACCAGCUGAGCUUGCGAAGUACAGCUCCAUUGAAGCGCUAGUUGAUGGGUACCAUGUGGUCUCAGUCCGGUGGAGUGGUGAGAGAGGUCAGCUGUCAAUCAGUGGAAGUUUUUUGAACAUGUCAAGUCAUGUCUUGAUCCUUUGGGUUGAGUCAACUCCUACAGUGGUAACAUUUGUAGAAUUUGCUCCGUCACCAAACUUUACGCUCAGAGGUGUCCGAGAUCGUUCAAAUCUGCAACUAUCUGUAAAUCUUGGAUUCAGCGAUGACUCUAAAUUUAUAGGGCUCUUUCGCUCAGAAAACACGACUUUUUUUAAUUUAGUUACAUUUAGAACUCAGGACACAACAAAAAUAUCACUGAAUAAGACAAGCGGUUUUGUGACGCUGAGAGCCAAUGCUCCACAGGAAGUACAAGUCACAGUAUCUGCCUUACGAUCUCUGUCCAUAUCAGAUACUAUCUCCUUUGCCUGCAACUUGGACCCAGAUGUUGGCGAUGUAGACAUCGGUGACGUCACUGGCACUCCAUUAAAACGGGUGCAUGUCGGAGAAAGUUUUAUAGCAGCUGUGCGUAUUAACUCUGGAAAUCUGGUGCUAGGUAGUUUCGAUACAGAGAUCGUGUUUGACAACGAGUUCUUGGAAGUGACUAGUGUCAGUGAAGGUGCUGACAUGCUUGGUUAUUUUGUUUCUGAUAGGUCUAGUCUGACUAAUCAAACUGGAAAAAUAAGAAUUGCUGGUGCACUCAGUGUGGACAGCCAGACUCAUCACAUCCGCCAUGUCGCAGAUAUAACAUUUCGAAUUUUAUCAAGCGGUGUUGCUGGUGUGAAAGGAACGGUCCUGAUGAUUGCUGCCAAUGAUCUUGUUGGUAGCGUGAUCGGACCUCCCGUGCCUAGGACCAUCGUGGCAGGAAGUGUUGAGGUUGCAAUCGAAAGUUUACUUCGUCGACGGAAAUCUCUUGCAUCCCUCUCCUCAAGUAGCACUCGCAUCAGACGGUCAGUCGUCGCUUGUCCCACUCCCCCUUGUAGUAAUUGUCCAGAAGGGGAGAGAGAACCUGGAGAUACUGACGGUAAUUGUAUUUUUGACAUAAGAGAUGUGAAGUUCACGUUGGAUUACUUGACAGAGCAGCAGUUUAACUUCACCCGGGACAAGGGACAGCAGAUACAGAACUCUAUCGCAAAUCAUCAGUUGCAGGCUUUGGAUGCCAACGGGGACGGUGCAGUAACGUUAAAUGACGUAAAUCUUUUAUUGCGGGCGAAUCUUAAGGUAGUUCCGUUUUUUCCAACUCUUACAGUUGUUCCAGUUGAAGACCCAAACUCGCAUUGUCUACUCACAAUCUCUGCAGCUAUUUCGCAACUUGGUGCCGAACAAACAGAUGCGAAUCGAACAUUUGUUUUCUUCGAUAUUUCUCACACGGAACAAAAUUUUUCUGGAAUUUUACGCGACAGUGUGUUUGUAAGUGGGAGUGUAGUACUGGCAGAAAAGGGAAUUCCCGGAUACAUGAUUCGCGCAGAGUAUGACUCAGUGGGUAGAAGAUAUGUGGUGUCAUUGAAUACUUCCCUCGUUUACUCUAGUGUUGGUUUGUCCCUGGUUCAGGUUCGCUUUGCUGAUGACGGUUCAAUUGACUUCACUCGAACUGUUUUGGUCAAUGGUUUAUAUACACGUCCUCCACUUUAUCAAGGUGUUCUAAACCUAACUCUCGACCUAGGAAGUGGAAGACGUUACAGUAUUACUCGACCAAACGGUUAUAAUCCCUAUACUGUCUUCAGUAAUGCUUUAGCGACAUCAAAUUGCAGUGACGACCCUCUUCUCGAGAAAGACAUUAUGGCGGAAGCGCUAGGCGCAAGGAAAGUUAUGGCUUCUUGGAAACUGGCCAAUGCUAGGCAAAAUUUAAACUUUUCAUUUACUCUGUUUCUUCAGCAAUGUGACCCAGCGCGAAUAAACGAGCAUUGUGAGAUUCAUAGGUUCCGAGUGGCUGGAACUAAUCAUACUGUUACAGGCCUUACACCUUAUACCAACUACUCUGUUCAAGUGGCGACCACAGGGAAACCACAUAGGGAGACACACUGGACAGCUGUACUGACUUUGGAGUCAGUACCUGAAGGAGUUGAUGCUCCUGCCUUUGAGAUCUCCAGUUUAUCUUCAAUGAACGUCACAUGGACAAAGCCUCAGCAUCCCAACGGAAUUAUCGUUAACUACUCCCUAUACAUGAGCAAUUCGUCUCUUUUUUCUGUCCUUUAUCAAGGCCUCAGCCUGUCGUAUCACGUGACUGGACUCUCCUCUGGUCAAAAUUACCUUUUUUACAUCAUGGCUAAUACAUCCGUUGGUGGAACCAAGAGUGCUGUUGUGAGUGCGUCAAUUUCAGUUGAGAGUACUCCUAGUUCAGGCGCAGGACAAACUGGUCUGUCAGUUGGAGUUAUAGUUGGAAUCACCAUUGCAAGCGCUGCUUUCCUUACCCUGUUGAUUGUUCUUUUGGUUUGGGUCUUCAGGAAAUGUGUUGAGCGAAAACAGCACCACAUGCUGGAUUAUCAGUCACUUCACAAGUAUAACUCCUUAGAUAUCAACAACAGAGAUAAUGUUAUGAUGCAGUUAAGGUCAAGCUCAAGUCACCGUCACAACAGUCUAUCGAGAGGACGACUAUAUGAACAUCACGUCAGUAUUGAUGGACUGAAAAAUCCCUGGAAGGACCAGAAGACAGAAGAGGAAUCCAGGCUGGACUCGUUUGCUAUGGUGAACCACAAGCACUUUGAACCAAGCUCCGCACCCACUCACCACGGCUGGGACCCAGGUUACGAGGAGACAGUUCUCAAAGAAGCAGCACAAGAAAUGAAUGAGCUUGAUGUAAUAAUGAGAGAGAGCUUGGACAAUGAGGGACGUAUUGUUGUUGGUCUACGAGAAGAUAACCUCGUUCGUAUGGCGGGGCAGUCUCACAGUCAUUCUUCUUUGAGUCCAGAAAACACGGCCAAGAAGACAUCCAAGAAGAUGAAGGAACAAAAAAAAGAAUCCAUUGAGUGGGACUAUUAUUACGCCAAGAGUGCAUUAGCCAGCGGUGAUAACGGUUUGGAAGAUACCAAGUCACGUCUACGUAUACAAAAGGCGCGAUUGAUGGCAGAGGAAAUGCUCCAGCGGUUAGUAACUUGUGACGUCAAUAGAGAGUUUCGCGAACUGUCGGCUGAAAAAGCAGAAGGAACUUAUCAACGAGCGAAUGAUCCCGUUAAUCUGCCCAAGAACCGCUAUAAGAACAUCCUUCCGUUCGAUCACUCCAAUGUGACCCUACAGCAGGUGAAAGAGGGCGAAGGAGGGUCGGAUUAUAUCAACGCGAAUUUCCUAGACGGAAAUAAGCUGAAGAAUUCUUACAUCGCAACUCAGGGCCCACUGGAUAAUACCGUUGCUGACUUUUGGCAGAUGAUUUGGGAGCAGAACGUUCACGUGAUCGUUAUGUUAACAAGGCUGCAAGAGGGCAAGAAAGUCAAAUGUGUCAAAUAUUGGCCUGACACUGACGAGGAAGUUACCUUUAAAGACUUUGUGAUAACUUGCAUUUACAAAAGAAAACUCGACAGUCGUGUGGUUCGUCGUUUCCUUCUUGAAAAUUCUGGUAGCGGUGAGUGUCGAGAACUCUUGUACUUUCAAUUCACUGCUUGGCCUGACUUUGGUAUCCCGUCAUCCCCAGCGGAUUUUCUUGAAUUGUAUUAUGAAGUGAUGAAAGAGUACAGAUCGCUUUCGGUGCCGGGGACCCCCAUGUUGAUACAUUGCAGUGCGGGGGUAGGAAGAUCUGGGGCUUUUUGCGCCAUUAACAACUGUUUGCAGUCGUUCAGAUCCACUGGCAGGAUAGAUGUGGCUGAAACUAUCCGGUCCUUGAGAAAACAGCGCGCUGGAAUGGUGCAAACUUUGGAGCAAUACGCCUUUUGUUACAAAAGUAUUAUUCUUGCCCUCCUGUACCAAAUGAAAUUAAAGAAAUUGAGAGGGAUUUCUCUUUUGAGCCAUUCUGCAGCAUCGUCAAGUGGUGUUUGGACCUCGGCUGAAAGAUCACCAAGCCCCCAGGGAACAACUGAUGAAUGCAUCAAUUCAGGAAAACCCACAAUCCCCGGGUCCAAAAGAACAAAGGUGUCCUCACAAAAUGCACUGCCUUAUUCACAUAGUCAGCAGUUGUUUCCCCCAUUGGAACGUUUAGAAUGCAAUGGAGACAGUCUUCCAGUAGUGAUUGUUCAUUCCACUCCAAAGAGACUUCGCGAAAAGCAAAACUCCCUCACUUCGAAUCGGAGCAAGAGCGACGAACUUUAUUCAAGGGAGAUUUGCAUCGAUGAAAAACAGAAUUUAGAGAUACCCUUAGGAGAUGUGGGUCGACGGAAGACGACUGGAAACAUUCGAAAGCGUCCUAAUCUUGGGGAGCCGCCACCACCACCCCCACCUCCUCCAUCACGUGCCUUACCGCCCCCAGUACCACAAGAAAAUGGCCUCCGUGAUGACGACUCAGCCCCUGAACUUCCUGAAGUUGAUUACUCAGACUAUGAGUUUUCCGAGGACGAUGAUGAGCCUUUCCCACCUCCCCCUGAGGCAUUCUGUGUAGCUGCUGAAGGAGAACAGCUGAACCAAUUUGAUUCCACGGCCUAAAAAACAACUUGGAUAUCAUGAAUGGUGUGAACGACGUUCUUAAAACCUUAGGAGGACGCAGAUAUUACCUUUAAGACCCUGUCAUUACGUCGAAACUUGAUGUCACUGAGUAGAUUAGGUCUGCUAAAAAUGAUAGAAAUGAGUACUGAGGCAGAGGAAGAAGUGACGCUGAUACAAUAACGAUAGUUUACUUUUUUAUGUCAGCAAAAGUAAAAUUUAAAAACUGGAAAGUAAUGAAACAAAUGUGGGUAUAGGUUUGUAGUAGGUAUUUUUAUAUAAAGGUUUAUUUUAUGUGUAGAAUUAAUCCACUCAUAUUUUAGGACAACGAAAACCCAACUUUACAGCUAUUUAUAUUUAGUCUAGUUACUUCUUGUGGAUAGGAAUUGUAUAUUUUAGAUAAUAUUUUU